Molecule: messenger RNA, 2598 nt
Organism: Melitaea cinxia (Glanville fritillary)
Lineage: Eukaryota; Metazoa; Arthropoda; Insecta; Lepidoptera; Nymphalidae
Exons: 5
Coding region: 1-2598 (865 amino acids)
Molecular function (GO): catalytic activity
Source: RefSeq, a predicted model, not a curated record
AUGGAAGAAGUCGUAAAAAUUUUACAAAAUAUACAAGAUGACAUAUCAAAGAAUAAGCAAGAAAUGAAAGAGAUGGAACUAAAUAUUAAAGAAUUUAUAAAUAGCAAAAUAGAUGAAAAAUUUCUCAUUUUCGAAACCAAAAAUAAAGAGUUGGAAACAAAAAUUGAACAACAACAAAAAACUAUAGAUAUCUUAGAUAAACAACUCAGAAGAAAAAACGUUAUAUUUUUUGGAAUUGAAGAGAAAGAGAAAGGGUAUGAAAGUUUACUCUCCAUAGUGUUAGAUAUUAUCAACAACCAGAUGAAAAUACCUUGCCAGAAAUGGGAAAUCGAACACGCUAAUAGGAUAGGAAAAAACACAGGUAAAAUCAGGCCAGUAGUUGUCACAAUAACAACAACAAGCAGGAAAAUAGAGAUACUUAAGAAGAAAAAAUCGCUGAAGGAUGCAAAUAUUUACCUAAAAGAAGAUUUUCCGCCUAACGUGUUGCAAAAACGAAAAGAAUUACAAGAAGACCUUAAACGCGAGCGCGAGUCAGGAAAAAGAGUAAUUUUACGCUACGACAAAAUUGUGACACUAAAAACACGCGAAUCUGAAACCCGUACACCCACAGAAAGGAACAAAAAUAAACGUCUUAUGUCUAUAUCACCUGAAGAAACAUUUAAGGAAACGGGAACAGAAAGCAGCAACGAAAGGACAAAACAAAUAACUAAAAGAAACAAAUCACAAACUAUAACUAGCUUCUUACGUUUAUGUGAAACAAGAAGAGAAAAAGAAACAAUUGAAGAACACACCGAUUUUAUUUUGUUUCAUACACCUGGGACGAAAGGAAGAAAUGGAGUGGGAUUCUUAAUUAAAAAGUAUUUAAAGAAUGAUAUACUGAAUAUAAAAAGCUUUUCAGACCGUGUAGCGUUACUAGAAAUACAAACAUCUCACAACUCUACCUGGUCUUUUGUUCAAUUAUACGCCCCUACAGAGCAAAGCACUAAAGAAGAUAUUGAAUAUUUUUAUAAAACAGUGCAAUCGGCCUUGGACUCAAUCCACACUAAAAAUGUAAUUUUGCUUGGUGAUUUCAAUGCAAAAAUAGGAAAAGCUAAACAAAACGAAGGAAGAAAUAUAGGUAAAUACUCAUAUGGGAAAAGAAGCUCUCACGGCGAAAGACUAGUACAAUUCGCAGUCGAAAAUGAUUACUGCUUCAUGAACAGCAUGUUCCCAAGCAAACCACACAAAAAAUGGACAUGGCGAUCCCCUAAUAGUCAGCAUUUUAACGAGAUUGAUUACAUACUAACAAAUCAAUCCAACUGUAUAAGGAAAUUUGAUAUAAUAAAAAACCUGAACUUCAAUACUGACCACAGGAUGAUUAGAUGCGAACUAUCAUUAACUUUAAAAUCAAAAAGAAGAAAAAUAAAAUCCGUUGACUACACUAGGCAACAACUGACUAUUUCAGCGGACGACACUAGCUACUGGGGAAAUAAAUUCAUGGAAGCUGUUAAUUCACAUGUACAGGUACAAAACCAAUACGACAAGCUAGAAAUAGUGUUACAAGAAUUUUUGAAACAACUGCCACGGAAAAACAAACAUAUAAACAAAUAUAUAAAUGAUGAAACAGAAGUUCUCUUAAAACAGAGGAAAGAAUUAUAUACAAAAAAGAGAACAAAAGAAGUAAAAUCCGAAAUAUCAAGAAUAAGCAAAAAAAUUAAUAGAAAUAUUUUACAGCAAAAAAAAGCAAUACUACAAAGUACCUUCGAAAAAUUCAUAGAAAAGACAGGGGCUGUACGUAAAGCUUAUAAAGAGUUAAGUGAUAAGUCAGAGUGGACAGGAAAGUUGAAAAAUAAACAGGGAAUUAUUCAAUCACGACGUUCUGAUAUCAUAAAUGAAGCCACAUACUUCUACAAAACGCUUUACACUGCCACAGGUAGUACCUUUUCCUUCCCAGCCACAAAAUCGAACGAGAUAACAAGAACUUUAGAAGAACACCAACCGCGCGAACAAGCAGGUUUCCGUAAAAGCUAUUCGACUAUGGACCAUAUACAAGUUGUAACACAAGUAAUUGAAAAAGCGAAGGAAUAUGGCAAGACUUUGUACAUGUGCUUUAUAGACUAUACAAAAGCAUUUGACUCUCUACAUUUUGAAGCUAUAUGGAUAUCACUUACACAGCAAGGUGUCAACCAGAAAUACGUCAACUUAAUUAAAAAUAUAUAUACAAAAUGUCUUGCUAAAGUGCGCCUAGAACGUGAAGGUACCGAAUUCCCCGUACAAAAAGGAGUAAGGCAGGGAGACCCCCUCUCACCGAAACUGUUUUCAGCAGUACUCGAAUCUAUUUUCAGAAAUCUAGAUUGGGAAUCAAAGGGAAUAAAAAUAGAUGGAGAACUGCUGAACCACUUGCGUUUCGCGGACGACAUUGUGGUAUUCGCAGAAAGUGCUACCGAAUUAGAAAGUAUGUUAAAUGAACUAACAAUCGAAAGUCAAAAGAAUGGAUACCAAGAGACAGGUCAAGGGAAAAAGGAAGACCAAGUAAAAGGUGGAGAGAUAUCUUUAACCAGAGAUGUGGACCGCUAUGGACACGGAAAGCACGGGAAAGGGAUACAUGGAAAGGAAUAA